This is a messenger RNA of Acanthochromis polyacanthus (spiny chromis), 6205 nucleotides long. RefSeq names its product solute carrier family 27 member 6 (gene slc27a6). The transcript is spliced from 10 exons. Lineage: Eukaryota; Metazoa; Chordata; Actinopteri; Pomacentridae. Bases 128 to 1999 code for a protein of 623 amino acids. Gene Ontology annotation, molecular function: long-chain fatty acid transmembrane transporter activity; long-chain fatty acid-CoA ligase activity. The record is from RefSeq and is a predicted model, not a curated record.
GACAUCUCCUGGGUUUACAUCACGCAGCCAGUCCGAUAUUAUCACCUGGAGCGCAGCAGUGUGGACUGAACGCUGCGCUCCUCCUCCAGUCCUCUUCUGUGUCCUCUUGCUGUCUCCCGCCGCAGACAUGACUUUGUUUCUAGGAUGGCUCUCAGCUGUGGUGGCGGGUAUUUUUUCCGCUCAUGUUUUGCAGAAACUCUGCUUCCCAUUCUUUUGGAGGGACCUCUUCUUUCUGCUGAAGGUGAUCAGAUACGGCGUAAGGCUGGAGCUGUUCAAGCUGACAUCCAGCGUGUGCACGGUCCUGGACAGGUUCAUCCAGCAGGCGCAGCGGAUCCCCAACAAGCCGUUUGUUAUCUACAAUGGAAAUGUCCACACCUACCGGGACAUCGAGCAACGCAGCAACAGGCUGGCCAACGUUUUCUUAGAGAAAGUACAUUUGAGGAAAGGAGACUGUGUUGCCUUGCUCAUGAGUAACGAGCCUGACUUUCUGUGCGUUUGGUUUGGGUUGGCGAAGAUCGGCUGCUCGGUGGCUUUUCUCAACACCAAUAUCAAGUCCAAGUCCCUUAUACACUGCUUUAACUGCUGUGGAGCCAAAACUCUCAUUGUUGGUUCAGAUUUAGCGGAAUGUCUUGAUGGCACCCUAACCAGCCUGUUGGAGGACAACAUUCAGGUGUGGACCAUGAAGAGCCAGAGUGAGCACACACACAUGCACACCUUGUUGGAUAAGCUUGAUGCUGCAUCUGACCAGCUUGUACCAGCAGCAUUGCAUGUCACCACCUCCCUGAAAUCUCCCACCCUCUACAUCUUCACCUCUGGAACAACUGGGCUUCCAAAGGCUGCAGUCAUCACUCACCUUCAGAGCUUAAAAGCAGCAGCAGGUCUUUGGGCGUUUGGGGCAACUGAAGAUGAUGUCGUUUACAUACCGCUGCCUCUGUACCACAGUGCAGCAUCCCUGAUUGGUAUAGGAGGAACCAUACACUUAGGAGCAACCUGCAUCUUAAAGAAGAAAUUCUCAGCUUCCCAGUUCUGGAAUGAUUGCAGAACGCAUAAUGUGACUAUUUUCCAGUACAUUGGUGAACUCUGCAGAUACCUCUGCAACCAGCCUAAGACAGAGGUGGAUAAAGUCCAUAAAGUGCGGAUGGGAGUCGGCAAUGGGCUGCGGCAAGAUGUCUGGCGGGAGUUCCAAAGUCGCUUUGGGAACAUUAAAAUGUGUGAGGUGUAUGGAUCCACUGAGGGAAACCUAUGUUUCAUGAACCACAUUGGCAAGAUUGGAACUGUGGGUCGCUCCAACUUCUUCUACAGGCUCCUGUUCAAGUAUGAUCUGGUGAAGUAUGACAUGGUGAAAGAUGAACCAGUGAGAAAUCAGUAUGGUUUCUGUCAACCAGUGCAAAAAGGUGAAACAGGGCUUUUAUUGUCUCGGGUGAGCGUCCUUAGCCCAUUCUUUGGCUAUGCUGGAAGCAAGCAACUGACAGAGAAGAAGUUGAUGAGAAAUGUGUUUGUGAAGGGAGACACCUACUUUAACACAGGUGACCUCAUGGCUGAAGACCAGGGAGGCUUCAUCUGCUUCAGAGACAGAGUGGGAGACACUUUCAGGUGGAAGGGGGAAAAUGUAGCAACGACAGAGGUAACGGAGAUUCUUGGAUUAGUGGAUUUUAUUCAAGAAGUCAAUGUGUAUGGAGUGGAAAUACCAGGACAUGAGGGCAGAGCAGGAAUGGCGGCUGUGAUUAUAAGACCAGGCCUCAUGUUCGAUGGGAAGAAGCUAUUUGAGCAUGCAAUGAAGGAUCUACCAGCGUAUGCUCGUCCACUCUUCAUUAGGCUUCAGGAGGUCAUGGAAAUGACGAGCACCUUCAAGCAGCAGAAGUUCCAGCUGGUGCAGAGUGGCUUUAACCCCUCAAAAAUCUCUGAUCCUCUCUUUGUGUUGGACUACCAGCAGAGGAGCUACAUUCCUCUAACAGACCUGAUUUACCAGAGCAUCAUCACUGGAGAACGCAAGUUGUAGAACUCAAUUAUGAGUGUUGUGGCACGACUCAAAAGAAUACACAAGAAGGAUAGAAAUGAGCUCUGCUUAUUUCAGUAUUUUGCAUUUAACAGAAACCAUUGAGCUAGCUUCUAUGGUCAAUGAAGAAAGAAAGAAAGAAAGAAGCUUCUGGUGAAUGAUAUGAAUCUGAAUGUAUCACUAUGAAACAGCUACCUACUGAUUUAACCUUAAUUUAUCCCCUAACACACAUCUCAAAUAACAUCUGAGAGCAGAUGUUUUUUUGUUUGUUUUUUAGAUAACUGCAAUUCUUUCACUUGUCCAAUUAUUUGACAAAGAUGAAACACAAUACCAUAAUACAACUUCUUUAAAGCCCUUAGUUAACAAAUUCAUAAGAAUUUAAUGGUUACAUGGUUUGGGAUUUUAGUUUAAGUUUGACAUUUUAAAUAUUUUCAGCUACAACUUAAUACUUUAGAGAACUGGAAGAAUUAAUAAUGAAUAAGUAAUAGAAAUUUCAGAUAGAAAAAGUAAUAUUUAAUUGCUUUUCUGCAGUGUUUCAUAGGGUAACAAAAACUGAAGAUGACAACUGAUGACAAUUGGUUGCCUUUAGUUUGUUUUUAAGUGAUCACACAACACAUUGAAACUGCCCAGAUAUCAAAAAGUUCUCUUGGAAUUUACACCUUAAGCAAACCUCAGUUUUUCACUAAAAAUGAAAAUCAUAUCUUUUGCUUAAAAUGUGGGGUCAUUUGAUGAAGAAAUGAUUGAAUUAUAAUAUUUGAAGAGUAGCUAAUGGAUAAUCUCCAUGGUUGAUGAGCUGUUUCACAGGUGAAACACCCCUGAAAGUGACAAAAUCGCAUGAAUAUCAUCCCAUUACUCCUUGCUAGCUUAAAAAAUUAAGACCCUUUGACGGUAUAAUUUAAGAAAGGGUUUUCAUGUGAUGUGGUCAUCCAUAGUUCCAUUAAAAUCUCAUUAAAGUGCCUUAAUUACACUAGUAUGGAUGGGUGAUUUCUAAAAAAUAUUUAUCCUACAAGACAAUCAGAUUUUAGUCCACCCAUUCUCCCAGAAUUUAUUUUCUGUCAUAUUGUAUUUUCCAACACCACACUGAUUAAUAACUGUAGACACUAGAUAUGUGUUUAACUAAUUUUAUUUAUGAAUCAACAAUUAUAUAUGUGAGAGAUUUUCACAGGGAGUACCUAAAAGUGCCUUGUAUUUUGAAAUUUAGCCAUAACAAUGUUUUUUUUCCAGUCAUGGAUUUUAAUGCUGUGAAGUUCUGAUUCCAUAAUGAUGAUUCAUUCAUUUAUAUUAUCCUUUUAUCUUUUUUUAAAAAAAACAAAAUUGUAUAAAUGCUGCUAAAUUUCUUCACAGACUUUCAGGUGUGAAAGCAGUCUCAGGGCAAAUUACAUGUUUACUGUUGGGUAAUUUAUUUGCUCUAAAGAUCUUGGUUGUACCUUCCAAGGAGAGAAGUGGGAUUUUAAGCCAUCAACCAUAAUAAGGUUGCCUUUUCCACGCACGCACGCACACGCACACGCACACGCACGCACACUCAAAUACAGGUAUACCUUUUAGUUUAAGCUAUCAAUUUCAACCAGUGUUAAUAAAAAUUUCAUAGAAUUAACACCUCAACAAGAGAAGAAUAUGACAAUAUAAUUUGUUAAAAUUCACUGUAACUAUGAAUCGUUAUACAUUCUUUUUUCCUAGCUUUUGUAGAAAUUCUUUGACUAACAGUGUACAACAGAAAUGAGUACAAUCCUAGCAAAUAUAAUUUCAAUGUCAAAUUAUUCUAAAGUGUAUAAUUUCUCAGUAAUGCCUGUAUGUUGAACAGUAGUGUAUUUGCUCCCACGAUAAAAUAAAUAAAAAAAUUUUUAAAAAGUUUAAAUUUUCUAUUUUAAAAAUACAAGCCCCACAGUAGUAAAUCAAUGAAAUACUCAAACGGAAAUCUUUCAUUUUUUUCAGUACUUCUAAUGUCCACCUUUAUUUUUGAUGACACUAUCAAUCCUCCUUGGCAUGAACGAUAUCAAAUUUCCAGAGAAAUGUUUUACCAUUAUUCAGGGACUUUUUUCAGUUGCUCUUUGUAGGGGUAGCAUUGCUCUACCAUUCUCUUUAAAAUACACAGAAUGUGUUCUACUGGAUACAAAUCAAGCAGCACACUUAACCAGGUCAUUGUUUUCACUUUUUUUUUAGAAACUCUUGUAUGAUUUUUGGGAGUGUGCUUUGGAUCUCCUGCAGAUGUCAUCUUGUCUAUCAGUAUUUUGGUUCAACCUCAUACAUUCACAGGGCCAUCUAUAAAUCUCAUCUUCCCAACAUCUUUUGCACUUACAAAGGCCCAUAUCACCACCUUGUCAGGUAAAUGUUUGCUCAAAUGGAUUUCGAAUAUUUAAGCAGAAUUGUUACACAACCUAUUUGAUAUUCAACCACCAAAAUAUUUACAUUAGAUUACUGUAUCCAUGCAGCAUAUGAAGCCACUUUUGUUGCCCUGCAAGAAUGAAUGGAAUGACCAGGGGAAUUAUUUACAAGGAAGGUUAUUUAUAAAAGCUACAACACAAUAACAACUAACUAUGACACAACAAUAUCACACAUUAAGACAAACGACAACACAGAACAAACAAUGUGGUGAAUGUGAGUGAAGUAAAUGGAAGAGAACACAAUAUUAUGAUACAAUGUUGGGUCAAGAUUAUGUUGAAAUAUGGUGUUCUGAGAGGAUGGGAUGAAUAGACCACACCCGAAAGCAGCAGCUGACUUCAUGGUAGUACAAUUUGGAAACUUGUAGGAAUUUACAUUUGAGAAUAAAAGAGAAUUGUAAAGGUUGCUCAGAAUUUCAGUGACUGAAGGUUAUUUGGGUGCAUGUAAUGAUGCUUCUGUUGAUGGAUGGCCAGGUUGGCCUGUGGAUGUGGGCUGGAACAGCAGUGGACAGAGUGGAGCCUCUGAGUCGGUCUUGAAGAGUUUAAAAAAGAUUUAGGUCGGACUUUUGUAAGGGACUCGAGGAAGGAGGACUCUGAGGAAAUAUGACUCAUAGAAAGGAGAACUCAUAGUGGUGCUUUCAUGUGUGUUUUUUUAAAAGGGACUUUUGCAUGUCAUUAACUCAGGAGGGGAUCUGGAAUGAUCUCUGUCAGGGAGGGCUGGUGUCCAGAUGUCCAUCACAGAGGGACCAAGAUAUUAAGAUAUUUUCUGAUGGGUUAUAUAAUUUCUAAUUAGUUUGAAAUGGUAGUGCAUCAUUCACAAAUGUGUACUCUUGGUAGAUAGAGGUUAAACACAUAUAUGACAGGAGACAUAACCCUCUAGUUUGUCACGUGAUUUACACAUAAACAACAUAUUUAAAGACAGGACAUGGUGUAAUGGUGAUCCUAAUGAUGAGGUUCUUGAAAUCAAUGUUCAGUAGCUCUGUUAAAUGAGUGUACAUAAAGAAUGCUUCAGUCCAAAAUAAAGGAAAUCUUUCAAAUCUUUCUUUGUCUUAAUGAGUCUGUUGUUCCCUGUGACAUUGUCGAUGAAGUCAAAUUCUUUUGAUGUUAUCAACCUUCCAGAAGGGUCAGAAGUUGAUGUAAAAUUGACCUUGUUUAUAUGAUCUGAUUUCCUGUUAAUGGAACCAAAAUUGUACAGCUGUCUCUACAGUAUAUACACUAUUUUGUGUUGAAGCUCACCUGAAAUUUGCCAUUAAUAAGCCCACUAGGAAAUUGUUUUAUCCAGGUAAUAGAUAGUAGAUAGAAGGGAACAGUCAUUUUUUUCAAAGGCUGUGUUGUUGUUUAUUUUGGACUGAAGCAUUCUUUAUGUACAUGCCAGAAGACCAUCAAAUCUGGAGGAGCUUGAGAGAUCUGCCAAAGAAGAAUGGGCUAGGAUUCUUCAAGAGAUGUGUCAGAGAGUUGUUACAAACUACAACAAAAGACUGCAAGCUGUUAUCCAGCAAAAGGAUACACAAUUGACUAUUAGCAUCAAGGGGGCUAAUAAUUUUGGCCCUGGUAGUUUUUGUUUUUUGCUAAAUGAUUUUGUUUCUGUGUGCAAAGUAAAAUAAUGUAAGCAUCCAAAAUAAAACUGGGUUUUCAACAAGAAAACCACUCAGAGAGCGCAGUACUCUGACAAGGCUGUUCAUUCCCUCAUAUGGCAUUGUCAGAAAUGCAGCAUAUUUUGGUAAAAUGCAGCAUAUUUUUUUUCUUAGCUAUUGAUGAUCAGAAAUCACAGCAACAUAGAAUGUGUUCAUUUAAUAUGGAUGUUCCAAUAAACAAAAUGACUUUACACUGA